Messenger RNA from Chlamydomonas reinhardtii, 2918 nucleotides. RefSeq lists its product as uncharacterized. The coding region runs from base 203 to 2518 and encodes 771 amino acids. The transcript is spliced from 8 exons. Lineage: Eukaryota; Viridiplantae; Chlorophyta; Chlorophyceae; Chlamydomonadales; Chlamydomonadaceae. The record is from RefSeq and is a predicted model, not a curated record.
CUUUACGGAACAAAGUUCAUACCUGCGCGGUCAAGGCAGCAAACUGUAAGAACGCCAGCUAUAUUUCAGCAGCCACAAAAUGCGACCGUAAAAACAAGCGCACGAGUGUUGCGCCCGCCAAUUCAGGAGUCCUCGCCGCACUGUGCCCUUGCAGUUUCAUCGCCCACGCUGUAAUGCAAGCGUCCUUGUGCACAACCUGUAGAUGUCGGCCCGUAGCCGGCAGCGGCCCUCGCAGCCUGCCACCGCCGCUGCUCUGCAGCGCCCAGGGCACAGCGCAGGGGAGGCCAGUAGUGGCAGUAGCAGCAGUAGCAGCCUCGCGGCGCGCCCUCCUCGCCACGGCCCCGGGCACCGCCCGCGGCGCCUGCAGUGCCGCAGCAGCAGUAGCAGCAACAGUGCACCAGCACAGCGGCAGCAGCAGCAGCAGCAGCAGCAGCCGGCCCCCGGCACAUCUCCCGCCGCCUCCCCCUCCCUGGUGGUCGACCCCGCCCGCCUGGUUUCGGCGCUGGAGAAGAUUGCGGCGGCCGGGCACAGGCCGGAGCCGCACUGGGUGGACAUGGUCCUGGCCGCCGCCCAGCCCGCGCUGCCGGCGCUGUCGCUGCGGCAGCUGGCCGGCCUGGCCGCCAGCCUGCGGCAACUGCAGCUGCAGCCGGAGCGGGGCUGGGCGGAGGCGCUGCUGCAGGCCUCCGAGGCCGCCAUGCGCAGUGCCGCGCUGCAACGGCGGCCCAGUGCGGCGGCCGCGGCGGAGCUGGUGGCCUGGGCGGCGGCGGACGGGCGGCUGGAGCCGGAGGCGGGCUGGGUGGGGUCGGCGCUGCAGCAGGUUCAGCUGCAGGCGCACCUAGCGCAGGAGGCGCACAUGGGGCACGACAGCGGCGGCGCCGGCGGCGCCGGAGGCGCUGGAGGCGGCGGCCCCCCGCCGCCCUCCUCGCUGCCCUUCCCAAUGCCAGGCACCGGGGGAGAGCCGGCGGCGGCGCAGCCGGGGGCGGCGCUGCUGAGCCCGGGUCAGGCGGCGGACAUGGCGUGGGCGGCGGCGGCGCUGGGGUACAGGCCCGCGGACUCGGUGCUGGGGCUGCUGGCGGCUGCGACGCUGUCAGGCUCCUGGGAGGGGCCGGGGGCCGGCGGCGGCGGCGGCGGCGGCGGUCUGGCGCUGUUGGCUCCGGAGCAGUUGGGUCGACUGGCGUGGGCGUUUGCCACCUACAACUACUUCCCGCCGGACGAGUGGGUGCAGGCCUACUGGCUGGACGGCAUCUGGCGCCGCGACGUGUCGCCGGGCGGCGCCUGCUCGGUGCUGUGGAGCCUGGGCGCGAUGCAGCUGCCGGCGGAGGGGCUGUGGCUCAAACACUACUUCCUCACGACGGCGGGUCGGCUGGUCGAGGUGCCGCCCCAGGGCCUGGUCAACGCGCUGUGGGGCUUGGCCGCCUGCCGCGAGCUGGCGCCGGCCGGAGAGGAACGCGGCGCCGAGGAGCAAGGCGGCGGCGGCGGCGGCGGCUCCGCGCAGUCCGGGCCGUCGGCGCCCGUACGGCCGUCACAGCCAGCCGCGGGCCCCGGGGGUCCCGGGGGUCUCGGGGGUCGCGGCGGCAGGGGCCAAGGGGGGGAGGAGGAGGAGGACGCGGCGGUGCGGGCGCUGAUGGGGCAGCAGCUGGCGGCGCUGAUGGAAAGACUGCUGGCGCCAGCAGGAAGCGGCGGCGGCACGCCGGCGCAGCGGGCGGCGGCGGAGAAGCUGCGAGCCGCACUUGAUCGACGGCUGCGGCGCGAGACGGCGGCGGCGGCGGCGGCGGCGGCGGACGCAGACUCAGCAGGAGCAGCUGGAGGAGUAGCAGCGGUGCCGCCGCCGCCGCCUGCGGCGGCGGCGGCAGCGGCGCGCGAGGUGGCGCAGCCGUUCACGCCUGGGCUUGACGCGGGGCCUGUUCCGGCGGCCUGGGCCCUGGAGUGGUUCGCGGCGACACAGCCGUGUCUUGCCGACCUUGAGCGGCCGCUGCUGGUGAAGGCGCUGUGGGCGGUGGCCAUGCUGGAGAUGCCGCCGCCGGCGGCCUGGAUGGCGGCGGCGGCGGCGGCGGCGCAGGCGGCGGCGGCGGCGGGCGGCUGCGAGCCGACGGAGCUGCUGUAUAUCAGCCGUAGUGCCGACAGCCUGGCGGCGGUGCUGCGGCGGGCGCAGAAGGCGCUGGCGGCGGUGGCGGCGGCGGCGGCGGCGGCGCCGCCGCUGGCGGCGGCGCCGUCAGGGGAAGGCAAGGAGGGGGUCGCAGCGGGCGCUUCGCAGUCGGCUGAGAAGGGGGGCGAGGGGGGCGAGGCGGGUGAGGAUGAGGCGGCGGCGACGCGGGCGGCGGCGGCGGCGCUGGCGGCGGAUAUGGGGGAGGCGCGGGCGGCGGCGGCGGCGCUGGCGGGCGCGGCGUUUGAGGCUCUGAGCCGGCAGCGGCUGCCGCCCAACUGGCGGCGCAUGAACCCGCGCUUCCCGCCCUACGCCCAGCCUAAGCGCCUGAAUAUCGGCGGCGGCGGCGGUGGUGGUGGUGGUGGGGAGGCGUAGCAGCUUGCGUAAGUUGCGUUAGCAGUUGAGGAAUGAGGGAUGAGAAGGCUUUGCCCGGAUGGAUCCGGUUGUGUCGGCACCGCUUGGAGCUGAAGGCUGAUACCCGGUGCGCACAUGGACCUUGCGGCGGCAUGGGCGCAGCAAUGCACCGUGCCGUAGCGGCCAUACUGUAAGGCAGGCGCAGGCAGGGAUAGGUCAGGUGCAAAGCAGAUGCAGGCAGGUGCAAAGCAGGUGCAGGCGGGUGCAGGCAAGGGGUAGGGCAGGUGCAGGCAGGGUGAGGGGCCAGCCCCUGGUGGCUGGUGCGCACCGUGGUCGUCAGGGGCUGUAGUCCUUUAUGGUGUUCUCCCUAGGAAGCACCUGCAUCCCGAAGCACCCCUGUGUCAUGUAAUCAUGUUGACUG